AUGGUUGACUACAAGGCGUCUUUGGUGAAGAGCACAGAAUUGCUCUACCCGAGAAUAACCGACGAACUCCUGCGGCAACUGCUGAAGUUUUAUGGUAAGAACAGUUGGACGUUGAACAAAUUGGACCACUGGCGCAGCGUGGAUUUUCCAGCUGAACUCAAGGAGCGUUAUGAGAAAGGUCAAUUGUCCAUCACCAAGACAGAAUUGGCUUUGCUUAUGGACUGGAAACUUGCCAAGGGGAAGUUUAGACCUUCGCUUCCUAAGCUUAUCCAGGGAAACUCCGAGGAAAGUGUGGAGAAGGCGACGAGGAAUGGGUUCCUUAUUUUCACUGACUAUGCCAAGAAGCAGACCAAUUGGCUGGAAAUCGAUAUAUCUGAGUACCAGACUGCGCUACGCCUGAGUUUGAAGAGAUUGACUGAACUCAGGGGCGUGGGGCCUGCUACGGCAAGCUUACUUUUAGCCCUUCUUAAGGACGUUACCCCAUUCGCUCCACCAUUCUUUAGUGACGAAGCGUUUCUCUACUUUGUGCAGCUGCCAAUUCGCCCAGGCCAGCCAAUCAAAUACAACUUGAAGGAGUACGCCGAUGACUACUUGCUGGUCAUGAUUGGCGUUGCAAGAAAGUACCAGAUAAACUCGUUGGACGAGCUAGAAAGAGGCGCUUGGGGUUUAAAAAUGUAUCAUUCCAAUCGUAUAGAUAAACUUGCCGAUGUCGAGUUCCCCGAGGACAUCGAGGACGAUGCUCUAGACAAGUUUGACAUUGCUUCGGAAUUCCUUCAGGAGUCCGAGCCUAAAAAACGUCCAGCACCCACGCUGCUGCGGAGCAAACUCGCCAAAAAACCUAAAAUAGAAUCUUAG
Messenger RNA from Candidozyma haemuli, 855 nucleotides. RefSeq lists its product as uncharacterized. Bases 1 to 855 code for a protein of 284 amino acids. Lineage: Eukaryota; Fungi; Ascomycota; Pichiomycetes; Serinales; Metschnikowiaceae. The record is from RefSeq and is a predicted model, not a curated record. The transcript has a single exon.